Planococcus citri (citrus mealybug) is the source of this 2249-nucleotide messenger RNA. Its product is annotated as protein scarlet-like. Gene Ontology annotation, biological process: transmembrane transport. The coding region runs from base 300 to 2246 and encodes 648 amino acids. Gene Ontology annotation, cellular component: plasma membrane; cytoplasmic vesicle membrane. Gene Ontology annotation, molecular function: ATP hydrolysis activity; ABC-type transporter activity; ATP binding. NCBI's taxonomy places the organism in Eukaryota, Metazoa, Arthropoda, Insecta, Hemiptera, Pseudococcidae. The record is from RefSeq and is a predicted model, not a curated record. The transcript has 14 exons.
GGUAUAGUUAAUGUAGUCCUCCAAAUCGUCUUCGUUUUUAGAAACACCGUCAGUUAUAAUGCGGUUUCGAUCGGUGAGAGGUACUCAACGAUGUAAUUAUUAGAUUUUUCGCCGAUGAACAACGUGAUAAUUUGCGUAAAUAUGUCGUGAAUUUAAAUAAGUUGGGUACCUUCUUCAAAUGGAAAAAUUUGGAAAAUAUUUAAAUAAGAUUUUCGCAGUAACGUGAGUGCUAUAGACUAUUUCAGGAGAUCAAUUUUACAUAUAAACCGUGGAGACAUUUUACGUUACAAAACUUCAUCAUGGUCGGAGGUCGUGUAAAAACAAUUGAGAAAAUAUCACUAAUUGAAGCAGCACAAAUGGGUAUUCCUACAAUUGAUGAAUAUGGCGCUACAGUAAUGGAAACCAAAGACAGAGGGGUUGCGAUGAUAUGGAAGAAUUUAAGAGUCAUCGCUGAUAUCAAGGAUCAGCAUAUAUUUCGAAAUGCUACUCAUACUUUCAAAGAGAUAAUUCAUCGGGUGAAUGGAUAUGUGGAACCGAACAGUUUGGUUGGAAUUUUGGGAGCAAGCGGAUCGGGGAAAAGUACUCUAAUGUCAGUGUUGGCAAACAGACAACCACGAGGUUUGAGAGUAGACGGAGAUAUACGAAUAAAUGGACAAAACGUACAAUUUGAAUUAAUGAAAGCGAUUUCUGGAUUCGUUUAUCAAGACGAUUUAUUCAUUCCUACCUUGACUGUUUUGGAACACUUGAAUUUAGCUGCGCAAUUGAAAUUAGAUAGAAGGACAACCAUCGAAUAUCGCAAAAAACUGGUCAACAGGUUAUUGGUAGAUGUAGGAUUGAUGAAAUGUGCCAAUUGUUUGAUUGGAAUUUCGAAUUUCGGAGAAGGAAAGUUAAACUUAUCAGGAGGUGAAUUGAAACGAUUAUCAGUAGCUACAGAAUUAUUAACAGAUCCUCCGUUGCUAUUUUGUGAUGAACCUACAACAGGUUUAGAUUCCUACGCUGCCUUGAAUCUGAUGAAGGUCAUGAGAAAAAUGACAAAUCAGCGAGGUAAAACGAUAAUUUGCUCGAUUCACCAACCUAGUAAGCUGAUAUUUGACUUGUUCCAUCAGAUUAUUUUGCUGCAUGAUGGAAAAAUUGCGUUCAGCGGGAGUACCAAAGAUGCUUUGACAUUUUUUCAAAGCAUUGGUUUCAUUUACAAUGAAGAACAAAAUCCAGCAGACUUCUUAGUCAAAAGUUUAGCUGUAGUUCCUACAAAUCAAUUACAAUCUGCCAACAAAGCGACAGACAUUUGUUUGAAAUUUGAGAAAAGCCAAUACGCUAAAUAUGCGUAUGAUCGUAUUGAACAAGUAUGUCGCUCAAAGAGUCAAAAAAUCAGUACACCGGAAAAAAACGAACGUAUUUCAUGGUUUUACAUGCUCUAUUUGAUGAUUUAUCGAGAUGUACUUGGUACCAUUAGGGAUUCAUCUAUACAAACCAUAAGGAUCGUCAAUAAAUUGGUAUUCUCUUUAAUUUUAGGAUUUUGUGUGAUGAGAACUCCUGUGAUGACUCAAGGAAGUAUCCAAUCCUUGAAAGGAGUCCUAUUCCUAAUGGUGACUGAAAAUUUCUUCCCACCGUCGAGAAACAUGAUCAGUCAUUUUCCAAAUAAAAUAUUCCUGUUCCUUAGAGAAUACGCCAACGAUAUGAACACACCUUUAAUUUUCUAUUUGUCAUCCGUCGUUUCACUGAUUCCUGGAUUCUUAAUAGAUCCACUAAUAUCCACAGUUUUAUUAUACGUGUUGCUGGAACUACGAUAUUGUUGGUUCGCUUUCCUAGGAACUAUAACAGUGUGUGUUUUAGUUUUCAACACUUCGGCUAUAUUUGGUAUAUUUAUAUCAAUGCUCACAGACAGCGUUUUCGUCACCGAAUCGAUAAACUCUACCAUAGACACCUUUUUUUUGUCAUUUUCUGGCGUAUUUAUGAAUGUUCGAUCAAUUCCCGCAAUUUUCUCCUGGAUAAGACAUAUUUCAUGGAUGACGUUCGCGGUAGAAGCGUUGUUAAUAUUGCAAUUAAACGGAAUAGAGACAAUAGAAUGUUCGGAAGUGCCUUCCGCACCAUGCUUAAGAAAUGGAGAAGAGGUGCUAGAUUUUUUGGGUUUUAAUAGCAAUAAUUUUGAAAGAAACAUAACAAUGAUGUGUUACAUUUAUUUAAUUCUUCAUGUUCUCAGCUUUGUCACACUGAGAUUUAAAAUUUAUAAUAAAACUAAUCGAUAAUUG